AUGCACCUGUCUUGGCCUCCCAAAGAGCUGGGAUUAUAGGCGUCAGCUACCAUGCAUGGCUGGUGUAGUAUCUUUACAUUUUACUUAAUGCAGAACCAUUUUCAAGUAACCUCAUCACAAUGAUUAUGACCUCAUGCAAGAACCAUCUGUUUUAUCCUUCAGUGUAGUUGUACUUUACUAUCUUAAAAGCUAUUACAUUCUGUGCUUUUUUGGAAUGUUUUAUGCUUUUACAGUCUUAACCAUUGCUUAAUAUCACUUCAGAGGAACAGCUUGUGCAAAGAACAUAUGAUAAGGAAUGGAAAACAGUUGAUGAUGGAAACAGAUUUUGGGUUAAUCGCAUUCUUAAAAUAUUAUGAUGUUCUUUUUAAUAAAAUGUACAUUUCACAUAAUUUUCCUCUUUUGGAAUUAACCAUGGUCAAUCAUUCUUUAAACCAGGUUUGUUUCUGACAAAAGAAAUAAUAUAAACUAAGUUCUAACUGUAGUAAUCGUGUAAUAUUAAAAGAUACUAUUUAUGGGAUUAAUUAAAAGCCCUCUUUAUCUUGCUUAGGAGUUUCCAAUAAUCGAAUCAGUGCUGGAUUUUUUUUUUUUUUUUUUAGAUAUGGCUGCCCCCAGUUAAUAUUAUUUCAUUAAAAGCUUUACAAAAUGAUCCUAAUAUACUUGAAAUACUUAGAGGACUGCAGUGUAUAUAAGCAAGAAUCUACCUUACUGCUGUUUGAUUUUUUUUUUUUUACCAUAACCCUCAGAAGGAAUACAGUUGACAUCACAGUCCUAUAUAUAAAUGUGUGUUUUUAUGUGGCAUCAUAAACACCACUGCACUAGGUGGCAAUCUUCAUUACUAUUUAUUUGUAUAUGUGUAGUCAACUUACAAAAGGAAACAUUAGAGAUAGGAAAAGAAUGUUGAACCUUACAACUGGGAGUUGCCAGAGAAAAUAUGUGCCCUGGCCAAUUCCGCAGGACUACCCAGUCUGAAGGAAACCAGAAAAUGUGAAUCUCUCUUCCUUCAAAACGCUAUGCUGAAGUAGUAUUUAAUAUUCAAGUACUUGUAAAUUUUCAGAACAAUACUUUUUAAUUUCACCCAUGAAUUCUAUUUAAAUUUGUCACUUAAUACUUAUCUAAGAAGCAAACCAUCUAACAAGAUUUCUAGUUUAUUUCUCCAACUCCUAAUAAAUAGGGUCACUUUAUUUUUAACUGUUUUCUAAUUUGAAAAGUAAUACAGGCAUAUGGUAUUUUAAAAAUGAAACAGCACAAAGGGAUAUGUUUUAAAAAAACAUCUCUGAACUGUAAUCAUCCGUAACAUAUAACUUGUUUCAUUUUAAAACUUGGAUCAGUUUUUUUUUAUCAGUACAUAUAUUUCUAUCCUACUGAUUUAUUUGCCAUUUCAUCUAAUUUAGUUUGAACAUUCCAUAAUUCAGUUUACUUAAUUAGUCCUCUAUUGAUUGAGACCUGGCUCUUCUCAGGGUCUUGCUAUUAUAAACAAUGCUACAGUGAAUAUUGCUAUUUAUAAAUCCAUACAUACCACAUAAUACAUCUUAAGUUCCUGGAAGAGGUAUUGCUAAACCAGAAGAUAACCUGCAUUUAAAAUUUUGACUGCUAGGGUCAGGGUCACAUUUAAAUGAAAUUAGAACAAAGGAAUUACAUAAUUUUCUUCAAUAGCAAUCUAUUCCAGUAACCACCCCAAGUCACAAAGGAAAGCAAAAGUAUCAAGAACUUCCUUCUCAAACUUUGAGUUUUAUGUGUUCUGGUGGGUUAAUAAUUUGUCUCAUUUCUCUUUAUCAUAAUGCCUUCGAGAAUGUAUGUACCCCACUCUUUUUCCAGAAUUAUCCACAACUUUUCACAGUAACUGAAUCUAUGCCACAAUGGUAUAUUCAACUAGUGGGGCUUCAGGAUGUGAAAUAGACAAUAUUAGUAGUGGGCCACCGUUAACUACCAAAUGCUUUCUUUGCCUUUAAGUCUGUGUAUUUUUAUCUGUAAAGUGACAUCCAUAGCUGUCAUUGUACACUUCAUGGAAAUGAGUAUACAGAAUAAUACUCAUGGUGGGGCUAAGUGCAGUGGCUUAUGCCUGAAAUCCCAGCACUUGGGGAGGCUGAGGCAGGCAGAUCACUUGAACCUGGGAGGCAGAGGAUGCAGUGAGCCGAGGUUGUGUCGCUGCACUCCAGCCAGGGUGACAGAGCGAGACCCUGUCUCAAAAAAAAAUAAUAAUAACAAUACUCAUGGUGGCACUGACGACACUGUAAAAUUAAGAUUCAGAAAAACAGGAUAAGUCACAGACAGCAACCAUUCCAGCAUUUGUUUUGUUUGUACCUAUGUGCAAUUUGAGAAAAUUUACUUUUAGAACAGACUCUGUUAAAGGGACAGACAAUACAUUACUGUUUAUUCAGAAGGUUUCUGCAUAAAGGUGAUAUAGCCUUUUGACUUAGUGUAUUCUUGUCCUACCUUGUCCUAAUAAUCUGGGCUGUAUUUGUAUAGUCAGGUUGCAUUUUCAUUGCACAUGCUACAUAAUUUUUACAAAAUAUUAACAAAUGGAAAGAAAACCAAAUAUAGAUAUAUAAUAAGGAAAAGCUGGCCUAUAGAAAAUACCAAAGCAGAUAACAGUAGCAGAGUUUAAACCAAUUUUGUUUUUAAAAUGUCAUUUACAUGGGAAAAUAUUUAACUUUAGUUUUCUUUUGGUGGUUAAAAGUUAGAAGUGAGUAAGUUUUUUUUUUCUUUUUCUACAAUGAAGAUUAUGUGACCUUGCAAUUUAAACAGCCAGUGCCCUUUUAAAAAGGUUAUGUCCAUAUUUCUCCAACUUCAUUUUCUGUCUCGUUUCAUCUCCCCUCACUUUUCUAAGUUUUCCUUCAGUAACCCCAUUUUUCUUUAGUUCAUUUGUUUGCAUGCUUCCUUGCUUUUGUUUUUUGUUUUUCCUGGUUAUGAUAGAGAAUUAGUCUCAUUCUCUAAGUAUGUAAAUAAAGGAUUGAAUUUUCAUGUAGGCAAAAAUGAUUUACAGCAUCCUUGCGUUUUCUGCCCAUCUCUGCAUUUGUUAGCUCUUGUUUUUAGCUGGGAAAAAGGCAGUUACCAUUUUACUGUUUCAGGUGUUCUUGAUUCAUUUUGAAAAGCUGACUAAUGAAAGAAGGAGAAUCCUCUAUGAAUUAUCCUGAACUGGCUUAUAAUAUAUUGUUUGAAUUAAUGACCUGUUAAUGACCUUCUGUUUCUUUAACAAAGUGUGUUUCACGUAACAGCAGAUAAUCACCAGAAUGGGAGUGAAUGACUUGUGGCAAAUUUUGGAGCCUGUUAAGCAACACAUCCCCUUGCGUAAUCUUGGUGGGCAAACUCUUGCAGUUGAUCUGAGUCUCUGGGUGUGUGAGGCACAGACAGUCAAAAAAAUGAUGGGCAGCGUCAUGAAGCCCCACCUCAGGAACUUAUUUUUUCGUAUCUCAUAUUUAACACAAAUGGAUGUAAAACUGGUGUUUGUUAUGGAAGGGGAACCACCGAAGCUGAAAGCUGAUGUCAUAAGCAAGAGGAAUCAGACUCGGUAUGGCCCUUCUGGAAAAUCGUGGUCUCAGAAAACAGGGAGAUCACAUUUUAAAUCAGUCUUAAGAGAGUGCCUCUAUAUGCUCGAAUGCUUAGGAAUCCCCUGGGUUCAGGCUGCUGGGGAAGCUGAAGCCAUGUGUGCUUACCUCAAUGCUGUUGGUUGUGUAGAUGGCUGCCUCACCAAUGACGGGGAUACUUUCCUCUAUGGGGCCCAGACUGUGUACAGGAAUUUCACUAUGAAUACAAAGGACCCACAUGUUGACUGUUACACAAUGUCAUCUAUCAAGAGUAAACUAGGUUUGGAUAGAGAUGCUCUGGUUGGAUUGGCAAUACUUCUUGGCUGUGAUUAUCUCCCAAAGGGAGUCCCAGGAGUUGGAAAAGAGCAAGCAUUAAAACUUAUACAGAUUUUGAAAGGGCAAAGUUUACUUCAGAGGUUUAAUCGGUGGAAUGAAACAUCUUGUAACUCUAGUCCACAACUGCUAGUCACUAAAAAACUGGCUCAUUGUUCUGUAUGUUCUCAUCCAGGUUCACCUAAGGAUCAUGAACGUAAUGGUUGCAGAUUAUGUAAAAGUGAUAAAUAUUGUGAGCCACACGAUUAUGAAUACUGCUGCCCUUGUGAGUGGCACCGUACGGAACAUGAUAGGCAACUCAGUGAAGUAGAGAACAAUAUUAAAAAGAAAGCUUGUGGUUGUGAGGGAUUUCCCUUCCAUGAGGUUAUUCAAGAAUUCCUUUUAAACAAGGAUAAAUUGGUGAAGGUUAUCAAGUACCAAAGACCUGAUUUGUUAUUGUUUCAGAGAUUUACUCUUGAAAAAAUGGAGUGGCCCAAUCACUAUGCAUGUGAGAAGUUGCUGGUACUUUUGACCCGUUAUGACAUGACAGAAAGAAAGCUUGGUAGAAGGCACUCUAAUCAACUACAGCCAAUUCGAAUUGUUAAGACCCGAAUCAGAAAUGGAGUUCAUUGUUUUGAAAUAGAAUGGGAAAAGCCUGAACAUUAUGCAAUGGAAGAUAAACAACAUGGAGAAUUUGCUCUACUAACAAUUGAAGAAGAAGCAUUGUUUGAAGCAGCCUAUCCUGAGAUAGUUGCUAUUUACCAAAAACAAAAAUUAGAAAUGAAAGGGAAGAAACAAAAAAGUAUUAAGCCUAAAGAAAACAAUUUGCCAGAACCAGAUGAUGUAAUGAGCUUUCAGUCACACAUGACUUUAAAACCCACAAGUGAAAUCUUUCACAAGCAGAAUUCCAAGUUAAAUUUGGGAAUUUCACCUGAACCUACAUUACCACAGGAAUCGAUUUCUGCCUCAUUGCAUAGCUUGCUUUUACCUAAAAAUGCUCCAUGUUUGAAUGCACAAGAACAAUUCAUGUCUUCUCCAAGACCUUUGGCUAUACAGCAAAUUAAGGCUGUCACUAAGUCUCUAAUUUCAGAAUCUAGUCAACCUGGGACCUCAUGUCAUAAUAUAUCCGUGAUUACCGAUCUCCACUUGAGCACCAUUGACUGGGAAGGUACUUCUUUUAGUAAUUCUCCAGUGAUUCAAAGGAAUACUUUCUCUCAAGGUUUAAAAUCAGAAGUUGAAUCAGAGCUAUCAGCUAUCCCUGGUGGCUUUGAAAAUAUCCCAGAACAACUGCCAUGUGAAUCAGAAAGGUAUACUGCAAAUAUAAAUAAAGUAUUGGAUGAGGUUUCUGAUAUAAUUAGUCCUGAAGAGCAUCUGCUUUCUGGUAUUACUGAUUUAUGUCUUCAGGAUUUGCCUUUAAAGGAACGAAUAUUUAUAAAAUCAUUAUAUACUCAGGAUAAUCUGCAACCAGAUGUCAACCUGAAAACUUUGUCCAAACUUAGUGUGAAAGAAUGUUGUAUUGCUAACAGUGGUUCUGAUUGUGCAUCACAUCUUUCAAAGGAUCUUCCGGGAAUUUCCUUGCAGAAUGAAUCCGGAGACUCUAAAGUUCUAAAAGAAGAUGAGCUGCUUCAGGAAGACUAUAAAGCCUGUACUUCUGUACCUUAUUCUAUCAGUAACACAACAGAAAAGACCUGCAGCGUUAGAUCACCAAAUGCUGCAUUAGAUUAUAGUAGAAAAAUUGAUAUGCAAACCACUCAGAAAAUUUUAAUGAAGAAGAGUGUUUGCCUUGACAGACAUUCCUCUGAUGAAGAAAGUGCUCCAGUGUUUGGAAAAGCUAAGUACACAACUCAAAGAAUGAAGCACAGUUCUCAAAAGCAUAAUUCAUCCCAGUUCAAAGAAAGUGGCCACAACAAGUUGAGUAGCCCUAAAAUACAUAUUAAAGAAACUGAACAGUGUGUCAGAGCUUAUAAAACAGCUGAGAAUGAAGAAAGCUGUUUCCCAGAUUCAGCAAAAAGUUCUCUGAGUUCUCUAGAGUGUCAUAAAGAAAACAACUCUGGUACUUGUUUGGAUAGUCCUCUUCCUUUACGCCAGAGAUUAAAACUAAGAUUCCAAAGCACUUGAAAGGAAUUUAAAACAUUUAAGUAUAAAUUAUUAUUUUAGUGCUAUCAGCAAUAGCAGAGACAGAGGGAAGGUAUGUAGUUAAUGCAUAGUAAAAAUUUAAUGUGGUUCUGUAUGUCAUGAAACAGUUGCCAUUUUAAUCAAAAUUGUAAUUUUUAAAAUGUUAACUAAAACCGGUUUUAAAAGAUCCUCUGUAUUGAAAACUUCAGAUAAUAUAUAUUUUUAAAAUA
Messenger RNA from Sapajus apella (tufted capuchin), 6181 nucleotides. RefSeq names its product GEN1 Holliday junction 5' flap endonuclease (gene GEN1). Gene Ontology annotation, molecular function: four-way junction DNA binding; 5'-flap endonuclease activity. The transcript has 13 exons. The record is from RefSeq and is a predicted model, not a curated record. NCBI's taxonomy places the organism in Eukaryota, Metazoa, Chordata, Mammalia, Primates, Cebidae. Bases 3231 to 5954 code for a protein of 907 amino acids.